AUGAUCUCCCGAAGACUCCCUGGGAUGAUAAACACCACCUCUCGAGGUGCGGCGUUCUCCUCGCUCGCUCAUCGUCGCGCCCCGCAGCGCAGUCUCCCAGCCUCCUAUUAUCGGGGCGGAACAUCGCGAGCAGUCUUCUUCAAGCAGAGUGACCUUCCCACCGACCACACCAGCUGGGAUGAAAUCUUCCGUCGUGUAAUCGGCAGCCCGGACCCGAAUGGUCGUCAACUAGACGGCCUGGGAGGCGGCAUCUCCAGCCUGUCCAAGAUAUGUGUUGUCGGCCCGUCGACCCGUCCCGAUGCCGACAUCGACUAUACUUUCGUGGCGAUGGGAGUGAAAGACAGCCAGGUCGACUACUCCAGUAACUGUGGGAACAUGAUCAGUGCGGUCGGGCCCUUUGCUGUGGACAGCCAGUUGGUACCGGUUCAGCCAGAUGGCCACGCAGAGGCCGACCUGCGCAUCCACAACACCAAUACCGGGAAGAUCAUCCGGUCGCGUUUCCCCGUGGAAGACGGUGAAGCCGCAUCGUCCGGCUCCUUUGCGAUCGACGGUGUGGCCGGUACUGCAGCCAAGAUCCAGCUCGAUUUCCUGGACCCUGCGGGCUCCCGCACCGGCUCCUUGCUUCCCACUGGACAGGUGGUGGACACGUUUGAUGGCGUUUCUACAACAUGUAUCGACGUUGGGAACCCGUGCUGUUUCGUUCUCGCAUCCGACCUGGGCGUCAAAGGCACAAUCACCCCCGACGAGAUCGAUGCGCAUCCUACCCUGCUACCGCGUCUGGACUCCAUCCGUCGACAGGCUGGGGUCGCCAUGGGCCUCGCGGAUCACCCGGACGGUGUUCCGGGAAGCGUACCCAAGAUCGGGAUGGUUUCGGCUCCCCCAUCAAACACACAAGCAUCAGGACCCGCGGUUGAUGUCGUUGUGCGAGCUCUUUCAGUCGGCCAGCCACACAGGGCUGUCCCUAUCACGGUGGCGCUGGCGCUGGCCGCAGCGGCCAAAGUUCCUGGGAGCGUCGUGGCCAGCAUGACGAAGGUCCCUCCCGUUGAUGAGACCGGAAUCACUCUAGGACAUGCCAGCGGCACCUUGAUGGUGGGAGCCGAGUUUGGGCCCGACGGUCAGUUAAGUCAUGCCACCGUCUUUCGCACGGCACGACGACUGAUGGAGGGUCGUGUUUUCUGGAAAGCGUAA
Molecule: messenger RNA, 1188 nt
Organism: Aspergillus terreus NIH2624
Lineage: Eukaryota; Fungi; Ascomycota; Eurotiomycetes; Eurotiales; Aspergillaceae
Product: DUF453 domain protein
Exons: 1
Coding region: 1-1188 (395 amino acids)
Source: RefSeq, a predicted model, not a curated record